AUGCCUCCAUUUGAAGAUUGGAACAAAGUUGAAGAAGAUGAGGACGAUGAACUGCAAGAUACCUCUAUAUUCGAGGGCAAACGUGACAUCAUUCUAUUCGCUAUUGACUGUUCUGAGUCCAUGCAGGCAUUUCAUGACGACUCGAACAAAGAGGGUAGUCAAACGUCGCAUCUCUUUGCUGCGCUCCAAGCGGCUAUGAAACUUCAGAAGCGGAAAGUGGUUGUUGGCCCAAAUGAUGCUGCCGGAAUACUUUUAUUCAACACCUCGAGAAAAAGUGAAAACAUGGAACGCGGAGCAACAGAGUAUAAGAGCGGAACAUUUGUAUACGAACCAGUAGGACAAAUCGACGCCCCGAAGAUCCAAAAUCUUAUUCAACUCCUCCAUGAGGCGAAGGAUAACCACAAGUGGCUGCGUUACGAAUUUCCACCUUCAGAAAAGCAAGUUCCGUUAGGGGAUGUCUUCACAAGUUGCAAUUGGGCCUUGCGAGACGGAAUGCCGAAGUCCGGGAUUAAACGUAUUUUCCUUAUUACUGACGAGGAUGACCCUCAUCCUGGUGCAAAGAAUGCUCAACUCGUUACAUCUGCACAGACGACACUACUUGAUUUAACCCAAGCAGGCGUCUCUGUGGAGCCUUUCUUCAUUAGUACAGAAGAGAAAUCGUUCGAUCCGACUAAGUUCUAUUCGGCAGUUCUUGGAUCAUCCCUUGAAGAAGAGGCGGAAGAGAGUGAUGGCUUACUCUCUGAUGCCAUCUCCGUCUCGCGCAUCGACGACCUACUUGCUCAAAUGCGUUUCCGUGAAAUGCCAAAACGUGCUCUCUUUAGCAUUCCGUUUGAACUUGGUGAUGGGUUUGUCAUUGGGGUGAAAGGAUAUGGGCUUGUGACGGAGCAGAAGAAGGGCCACUACAAGUAUUUCAUGGACAUGGGCGACCGACUUGAAGUUGUCGAGCCAAAGACUCUUUACGUUGACGAGAAUGAGCAACGUGAAAUCGAUAAGACGAAGGUUAUGUAUGGCAUGCAAUUAGGUCCUCCCGCAGAAGAGAAUGAAGACGAGGAGUACGGCGUCCGCGUUGUUCCGAAACGAAGCAAGGUUUUCUACACCGCAGAGGAAGUCAGAGCGUUCCGGACUCUCGGAUUGUCACCAGGUCUAAAGCUGCUUGGAUUUAAAGAUGAGACAGAGCUUGCCAUUGAGGACAAUGUUCGCCAUUCUUUAUUCAUCUAUCCCGACGAACAGAAUUAUUCCGGAUCAAAACGAACGUUUACUGCUCUGUUAAAGACACUAAAGAAGAAAAGGAAGAUUGGGCUCGUACGGGCACUCCUACGCUCCAACUCUUCACCAAUGUUUUGUGCACUGUGUCCCCAAGAAGAGAAAGAAGACGAGAACGGGUUUGUUGAGCCUGCCGGAUUCCAUCUUAUUCCCUACCCGUUCGCGGAUGAUCUGCGCGCUGCUCCUAUUGAACAAGGUGUUCGAGCCUCAACCGACGCACUCGAUGUUGCAAAGCAAUGGAUAUCGAAACUGCAGAUAAAAAGUGGUGGAUAUCCACCAGACGCGAACCCCAAUCCUGCACUCGCAUUUCAUUACGCACAGCUUGAAGCCAGUGCGUUCCGCGAAGAGUACGACCCAGACACAUUUAAGGAUCCGACAUUACCGAAGCUUGAUAUGAUUCAUAAGCGAGCAGGGCCGUUAAUUAAGGAGUGGAAGAAGAUUGUUGGGAGCAAUGAGAAUGCAAAUACCACGUUCAUUCAAAAGGCAGGGACGAAGCGGAAGGCGGAUACAUCUGUGCUAGAAGCAGAAAUCCGGAGCAAAAAUGAAAGCGGACAGUUGGGCAAAUUGAAGGUGGAUCAGCUGAAGGAGUUUCUCAAAAGCAAGAGCUUGUCGGUUUCUGGCAAGAAGUCGGACUUACUCGAUCGGGUUGUCGAUUAUCUUGAAAGUCAUUAA
This is a messenger RNA of Fomitiporia mediterranea MF3/22, 1935 nucleotides long. Its product is annotated as ku70-like protein. Gene Ontology annotation, cellular component: Ku70:Ku80 complex; nucleus. Gene Ontology annotation, biological process: telomere maintenance; cellular response to gamma radiation; cellular response to X-ray. The transcript has 18 exons. The record is from RefSeq and is a predicted model, not a curated record. Bases 1 to 1935 code for a protein of 644 amino acids. NCBI's taxonomy places the organism in Eukaryota, Fungi, Basidiomycota, Agaricomycetes, Hymenochaetales, Hymenochaetaceae. Gene Ontology annotation, molecular function: DNA helicase activity; double-stranded DNA binding; telomeric repeat DNA binding.